UUUACAACAAAGUUCCACAACCGCCGACAGCCAGACGCGCGUCUUUUUUUAACCAGUGUUUUAUGCUGAUAUUACGGUGUUAAUUUAGUCCCAGAUAGUGGAAAACACUAACUAAGUCGAAUCAGCACACGUUUUUUUUCCCUAAGUUCACCAUGGAUCGACGCCUGAGACGCCCUCGUCGCACGGACGAAGUGUCCAGCGGUCCAAUUUUACCACAAUCCACUCAGCCUAGCCUUUUGCCGGUUACCCGGCGUGCGGGAUCCCUCACAGCAGCCGCUAAUGCAGCCAGCGGUCCAGCCUUGCGGACACGUGCCUCCCCUUCGCGCAACAAGGUCACCGUAGCUGCACCACCCUCACCAGAACUCGGGCCCCGCACCCGUCGCUCCAGUCGCCCGAGGUCAUCAGUGGGUCCACUCACGGGAGCGGGACCAGGAUCCGGUUCCUCAUUGCCCGUCAAGGCCGCCAUCAAGGCUCGCACGCCCAUCCCAGAGGUUCCAGAGAUACAGUCUCCAAUCCGUCACUCGAGUAGCAGUCUGCCCACGACUUUGACUACAAACACAUCCAGCGGAGCUCCGAAUAAAUCCUUCAACACAAGCUCCGUGAACAGCGGCAACAAUUAUAGCCGCACCACAACAACCAGCUCCACCACAACCACGGAGCGCAUCGAGAUCCGUGCCGAGGGCGAUAGCGAGGUGGACACGGACUCCAUUCGCAAGCGCAUUACCGAGCGACUCCGACGAUCGGUGUCAAAGACUAUCUCUAAUUUGGCUGGAACACCAGUGACAAACACCGAAGAAGGUAGCCGAUACAGUCGGAGUGUUUCACGAUCCGUUUACGACGAUGAAAAGUCCUCGAAGCGAAGUUAUUCCACCGGAGAAGAGGAUAUCGAGGAGGAGGAUGAGGUCGAAGAGGAUGAAUUCCGCAGCUUCAAUGUUACCCGAAAAUCAGCUACACCGGCGGAAACAUCUUGCCGUCAGUUGAAGGCUCCCCGAGAAUUCGGAGGCUGGCUGGGUGCCUUCCUGCUGUUGCUCCUGCUGCCCACAGUCGUCUAUUAUCUCACCUGGAGCUGCACGGCCCGAAAUGCCUGCCAGUUUAAGCACCUCAAUCUGAGUAUUCUGCUGGAUGUGAACUAUCUAACACGCCAAGUGUUCCAGCCUCGCGUGGUUGGUGCCUUUGCCGCCUACCAAGUGGUGGUCUUUCUGCUGGUGGCCCUGUUGCCAGGACGAAGGGUUCAUCUCACCCGCGAGACCUACAAGUUCAACUGUCUGGCGGUUUCGCUUACCCUUCUGAUCGCUGGUGGAGUUGCCGAAUACCUGAAGUACCCAGUGGUGACCUUCGUUUUGCGUCACUAUCUGCGUUUCUGUAUUUUCGGACUCGUUGGAGCCUUUGUGGCAGCUGCCUGGAGUUACUGGCUGGUGGACACCGCCAAGUACAAUGUUCUUCGCCAAACGCUGACCAAUGAUUAUGGCAGGACUGGCAGCUUCGUGGUGGACUUUGCAUUGGGCAGACAACUGAAUCCCAAGUGGCUGGGACGUGUGGACUGGAAGCAGUAUCAGUAUCGCCUCUCUUUGAUCACCACUUUGCUGUAUGCCGCAUGCUACAUUUACCAGACGCUCGUUUGGCCCCAAAAGCCGCAGCUGGCAGAACAGCAAGGAUAUCUUCCCCUGGUCAAAUACUACUGGACCAAUGUGAACUAUGAUGCGGGUACUUUGCUCUCCGCCGGCUGUUUGCUGUUCUACGUGCUGGACGCCAUCAUUUUCGAGCACCAUUUGAGCUCGUCCUUUGAGUUACAACACGAGGGAUAUGGUUGCCUGCUGCUCCUGCGUUACGCAGCCACUCCUUACCUCCUGACGUCGGUUACCAAGUAUUUCUACGAACAGCGCGUACCCAUCUCCUGCUGGUAUGCUCCGUUGGGAGUUGGUGCUCUGCUAACACUGGGAUUGCUGGUGAAGCGUUUCAGCUGCGCCUACAAGUACAAGUACCGGCUGAACUCGCAGAGUCCGAUCUUCGCCAACAUUGAGACGAUUCACACGUACCAGGGAAGCCGUCUGCUGCUGAGCGGGAUGUGGGGAUGGGUUAGGCAGCCGAAUUACCUCGGUGACAUCCUUGCCCUGCUGGCUUUGGCUGCUCCAAUGGCCCUGCGUCCUGCCUGGCCUCCUGUUUUGGGUCUCAGCUUGAUCGUCCUGCUGCUGCUGCAUCGCGCCACUCGAGCGAACGCCAGGAAUCAGUCGCGCUAUCACUCCUCCUGGCAUCGCUACAGCGCCCAGGUGCGCAGCUAUAUCCUGCCCAGGAUCUACUAAGGAGUGGCCUCUCGGAUUAGUUGACUUUUUAUUUUUUGUGGCCAUUUUUAUUUCGAUUUCAGUUUGUUUUUUAUUUAAUGUUUCGAAUUUUUGUAUAUAUAACUACGUAUUCAUAUGAUUUUAGACCAUCAACAUGAACCCAUCCUCAUUGAUUUUAGUACAAAAUUUGAUUUUACUCUCAAACAGACAAACAUUUAAGACCACGAAUUUUCACCCACAUAAGCUUAGAUAAAAAAACCCCAAAAUAUCUAGCUGUACGAACCUUUGCGCUUAAGAUCUAGACACCUUAAUUAUUCAAUACUUAUUAAUCUAUAUGGUAUACAUAUAGGUAGUACUUUUUAUACUUAAAUAUGAAAUAAAAAAAUUUUAGUUUCUAUGCUAUAAAGAAACGCA
Drosophila ficusphila is the source of this 2693-nucleotide messenger RNA. RefSeq names its product lamin-B receptor (gene LBR). Gene Ontology annotation, biological process: sterol biosynthetic process. Gene Ontology annotation, cellular component: nuclear inner membrane; endoplasmic reticulum membrane. Gene Ontology annotation, molecular function: oxidoreductase activity, acting on the CH-CH group of donors, NAD or NADP as acceptor. Lineage: Eukaryota; Metazoa; Arthropoda; Insecta; Diptera; Drosophilidae. The record is from RefSeq and is a predicted model, not a curated record.